This is a messenger RNA of Stegodyphus dumicola, 2872 nucleotides long. Its product is annotated as dynein axonemal heavy chain 7-like. Gene Ontology annotation, cellular component: dynein complex. The record is from RefSeq and is a predicted model, not a curated record. Lineage: Eukaryota; Metazoa; Arthropoda; Arachnida; Araneae; Eresidae. Gene Ontology annotation, molecular function: minus-end-directed microtubule motor activity; dynein light intermediate chain binding; dynein intermediate chain binding. Gene Ontology annotation, biological process: microtubule-based movement.
AUGAGAUCCGAUGUUCCUGGACUAGAAAAGCUGCCUCCAGUGCCAGAUGUUGAAACAGAUAUCAAUAAAAUUAUUGAUAAAAACCGUUGGAAAAAUAGUAAGAUGUGGAAAAUAGGAGUUUCAACCAAGCAGAAGCAGGAAUUUAAAGAGAGAAUAUUUAAGCGUGCAAAUGCACUUGAAAAGUCUAUUCGUAAAAGGACUGUAAGCUAUGAAUUCAAAGGAGUGCCUCGUAAGCCUGAACAUUAUGAGAAAGAACUCAAAGAACUUAUAUUAGCUGCUCCAGUUGAUUCUUUGCCACAGAAGAUAAUUGAUAGAAUUAUAAAAACCUUGUCUAAGAAUUUCCAAAAUUUUGAUCAAACAAGUCCUAUUUUUCUAACUGAACUUGAAGAAUUAAAACUCGGUUAUGAAGAUAUGAUGAAAUCAGUUCGAAUUGCAAGAAGAACGCCAGAUUCUCCACCAUUUUUCGUUUAUCUAAAAGUUGAACCAGUGGAGACUUUUGGCAUUGUUACUUGUGUGCCUUCUUUUGAGCAAUUUCAAGAAAAAAUUUUAAAUCUGAUUGAAAAAGUCAAUCAAGUUUUGUGUGAAGUGCCUUCACUAGAGUCUUGGAUGCAAAAUGAUGAAUAUGAACUGAAACUGAAAGUUUCUGUAACAGAAUUUUAUAUGAAUGAGCUGAAAAAUGAAUUCAAAGUUCAUUUAAAGAUGCAUUAUGAAAAAAUUUGGGAGUUGUCUGAUUUCUGCUUGCAGAAAUUUGAUUAUAUUUUAUCUGCUAAAGCAUUUAAUGAAGUUGAAGCAUUUCUUGAAAAAGAAUAUAGUUUUUCUGACGUCUGCAAGCAACUUAAUUUUUAUCUUGAGAAGAGAAAAGAAGUUAACAACUUGUGGAAUCAUAGGGUAUUAAUAUUAUUUCAUGUGGAUUUUAAAACCUUGAAACACCAGCUUAUUGCAUUGCAUGAUAAUCUUGUUGAACAACUAAAAAGUGCAGCAACAAAAUUACUGCGGAACCUUAAAAAAAAAAUUUGUUCAGAAUUUGAAACAGUGAAGAAAACUCUCUUGACUGUUCCAGCAACAGCUAAGGAAAUGGUUGCUUUAUUUCAUUACUUUGACAAUAUGAAAAAGAAUGAUUUUGACUUAAUGUUAGAGAAAGUAAAGGAUGCUUUACUUAAAACGUCAGAGCUCAUGAAACUUAUACCAUUAGAAUCUGAUGAUGUAAAAUUAAAUAUUGAAAUGUUGAUGUGGCCUCAGAAAUUCAAUCCCAUUUUCAAGGAAUGUUCAAAGAUCUUAGAAGAAUCAAAAUUGCGUUUUGAAGAUAAGCUGGCAGCUGCCAUAAAGAAAGUGAAAGUUGAUUUACAAAACCUUGCUGAACAUGCUGCUGAUCUGGAAACUCUGGGUGAUAUUAAUAUGGUCCAAGAGUAUAGAAAAGAAGCUAGGAAUUUAGUCAAGCGUGUAAAGGCUACUGAAGCAGCAAUAGCAUGGAUAAAUGAAGAAGAGUCAUUAGCAAAACAAGCUCCUACUUCAUAUCCUGAAGUUACAACAAUAUUAGAUGUCAUAGAACCUUUUUCCCAGCUGUAUCAGUUAUAUGUUGAAUGGGAUGAAGCUGAAAAAGAAUGGAUGGAUGGUGCAUUCUAUGAGUUUGAUUCUGCUGCUAUUGAUGCUAAAGUAUCAGAGUUUAAAAUUGAGGCUUUCAAAAUCAAGAAAUGUUUACAAAAGUUAUUGAAGGAAAAACUGAAGGAAUCGAAGAAAAACAUAGUCACUGAAGAAAUACUUCCACCAUUGAAAAUAAUAGAUAAUGUUAUUAAAAGAAUCACUAAAUUUGCACGUUUUGUUCCUGCUAUGAUCGUUCUUUGUAACCCUGGCAUGAAAAUACGUCACUGGAAGAUGGUGUCAGAAAUUGUUGGCAAACGGGUCAUACCUGAUACAUCAACUACUUUUAAAGAUCUUAUUGAAAUGAAAGUUCAUGAGUAUGUGGAUGAAAUAACUCCUAUCAGUUCUAAAGCUUCCAGGGAACUUGGCCUCGAGAGAGCUCUGAAAAAAAUGAAAGAAGAGUGGCAAGAUGUUGAAUUUAUAACUAUUCCUCAUAGAGAUAGUGGAACCUUUGUUUUAUCUUCUGUUGAUGAAAUCCAGACACUUCUUGAUGACCAUAUUGUAAAAACUCAAGCUAUGCGGGGUUCACCAUUCGCAAAACCAUUUGAAAAUGAAAUUAAGGAAUGGGAAGACAUCCUAAAAUUAACACAAGAUACUAUUGAUGAGUGGUUGAAAGUUCAAAUGCAAUGGCUGUAUUUAGAACCAAUUUUCUCGUCUGCUGAUAUAUUACAGCAAAUGCCAAGAGAAGGAUCAUUAUUUCAAAGAGUGGAUAUUUUAUGGAGGACUGUUAUGAAAGAAACACAUGAAAAGCCUAAUGUCUUGAGCAAUACAUCUGUACCUGAAACAUAUUCUACUCUUUGUGACUGUAAUCAAAUGCUGGACAGAAUCAACAAAGGCUUAAAUUUUUAUUUAGAAAUGAAAAGAUUGUAUUUUCCGAGGUUCUUCUUUUUGUCGAAUGAUGAAAUGUUGGAGAUUUUAUCCGAAACCAAAGAUCCUUUGCGUGUUCAGCCUCACUUGAAAAAGUGUUUUGAAGGUAUAUCGAGCUUAGAUUUUGAUGAGGAUUUAAAAAUAAGAGGCAUGCUAAGCAGUGAAGGAGAAAUGGUAUUCUUUGCAAGCGUGAUUUCCACAAAAGAAGCUAGAGGACAAGUUGAAAAGUGGCUUUUACAGGUUCAAGAUAUAAUGUUGACAUCUGUUAGAAGUGUUAUUCUUGAUGCUCAUAAGGUAAUUACAUGUAUCACGUUAUAUCUUUGUAAUCAUUAAUGCUUAAGUAUAAUGAAAUACCCCUUUAUUUUUG